UCGAGAGAGCACACCCGGAGCCAUCAGCGAACGGGCGCGGGCGAAGUUUUAUUUCUCGGCAUUCGCGUAUUCGUUUUCGUUCGUCGUAGCAGUGAUGGCGGCGUAGCGCAGUAACAAGAAUCGAGAGUGUGUUCGGAAAAGACUAAUCAGGGAUUCCGUGGCUUGGACUCUGUGCGCGAAAAAAAGUGAACCCGAAAGAACGAAGCGGCCUGCGGCAAGUGCUGAUUGGAUUCGGGGGACAUUUCCGACGCGAUUGGCACCGGAAGCAAUUCCGCGGACGGGUGGAGAAAAGCUAGAAAGAAAUUUUUUCUCUGGGCAGACGGUCGUCCGUCCCGUCUCUAGCCUAGUUGGUAGGGAACUACGCACACACACAUUUACGUGGUGGCUAGGUUUGUUGGCGGAGGAGCGCUGGGGGAGAGGCGAGAAAAGAAGACUACGAAGAAAAGCGGGGCUGCUGCAAUUUUUGUUGUACCCCCAUUUUUGCGUUUUCCACUUUUAUUCCGGACGGAACGGGGCCCCAUUUUCGGGUGGCAAGACCUGGUGGACAUCGCGGGAGUGGUCUACUAGUGGAUUUGGUCAGCAAUCGGGAAAGGUGUCCUCUUCCCAAGUGGCCCUCUCCUGUGUGUCGAGGGGCUGCCGUAAGGAGAAAAGAGAACCUGGGGGCCAGCAGAAGCAGCAGAAAAAGAAACGGGAACCUUUUCCGAGAGUGUGUGUGCAUUAAAUGGUAAUGCAUGCCAGGAAACCGCAGCGUUUACUAAAUGAUGGGUACCACCAAUCCCAUCAGUAUCAGAACUCUAAGUACGCCUCCAAGAGGGACUACGAACGAGAGGCUAGCCGAUCUGGCUAUGGACGCGAUCGGGAUAAUUCUCCGGCUGGAAGUUCGCUAAACAAUGGCAAUUACAAAUCAAUUUCGCCAGACAUGGACUCACCGCGGGACCGUGAUCGCGACAGGAAUCGUGAUCACGACCGAGACCGGGACCGUGAUCGGGGCGGGGAUCGGUAUCAGUAUGGAAUGAGCAAACUGCGAGACAAGGACCGUGAUCGAGAUUAUAAAAAGGACAAAUAUUCCGAUUCGCUUCGAUCACCUAAAGAAAAACGAAGUCGCAGCGAUCGGGACACGGACCAUCGGUCGAAUCACGACCGGCGGUUAAAAAUUUCCGUAUCGGAGAAACGCGGUGGAUCGAGUUCAAAUUCAGACGAUCGCGAGCGCGAUCGGGAACGGGAACGCAGUGAGCGCGAACGGGAACGAGAACGCGAUCGCGAUCGGUUACGGGAUCGUGAUCGAGAUCGUGGAGGAGGUGGAGGUGGUGGCGGCGGAGGAGGUGGUGGUGGUAGCGGAAGCGGAGGGAGUGGCGGUGGCGGAGGUGGCAGCGGUGCAGGUGUGGGUGGUGAUCGUGUAAACCGCGUCGGUGACUGGAGUGAACAUGUCAGUUCGUCUGGCAAAAAGUAUUACUACAACUGUAAAACGGAAGUAUCGCAGUGGGAGAAGCCCCGGGAAUGGAUGGACAAAGAAAGUUAUGGUUUUGACAGGGUCAUGCCCAAGGAUCAGCACCGAGAGUAUCGAGACAAAGAUCGCGAUCGCGAGAGGGAUCGAAACGAUCGCGACCGUGAGGAUCGGUAUUCGUCCUCUGCCGGCAGCCGGUCCACAUCGUAUGGCAAGCAUUCCAGCAGUAAAAGCAGUAACUCGAGGAUACGGUGGCCGGCACACGAGUCGCACAGGAGGAGGCAUGAUGAAAAUCAAGACAUGGACAUAAGCCCCGGAGACUCGACGCCAACCUCGGAGGCCAAUUAUUCUCACUCGAGCACUCCGACCAACCAGCAGGGGCACAGCAACAAUGCAGUCAACAACGAUGGCAACACUGCCGGAACGGGUCUGAUGGCAAACCAAUUGCCCCGGUUAUUAUCGAACCCGAUGGCGACCCAAAGUGGCAUUGCCAUGCCACCGCAUUCGCAAUCACAGUCCUCACAGUCCAGUAGCUAUUCGGCAACGGUGGCUACGUCAUCUCCUUCCGUACUGCAACAGCAACAACAACAGCCACCGCACAUGGUUGUUGGGUCCAGUGGCGACCUCAUGCUAAGCUCGAAUACUCCCGGUCCACCAGGUUCGCAACAGCACCACCAUCACCACCACCAUCUUCAACAGCAGGCGCAACAGCAGCAGCAGCAACAACAACAACAACAGCAGCAGUUAGGCCAGUCACCGCAUUCUGCUGCGAAUGCUACCGCCGCCAGUGCGAAUGUGUCCUCUUCGUCGACGUCGUCGUCGUCGUUAGCCGGGCUGCCAAAAAUUCUGUCGCAAAUCACCGGCAACAAGACGAUAGAACACAACGAACUGAACCCACAGAAGGCGCUGCAAACCAUCAACAAUGCGCUGAUGAUGCAGUCGAGGCAACAGCAGCAUCAGAACCCCAACGGGUCUGUGUCCGGAUCGACGCUAGUGGAUGGUGGCAACGCGACGGGAGCGAACAGUUUAAGGGAACACGCACUGAACUCACCGCUCUACAAUGUUUCCAACCUGUCGCAUCCCACGACGCCGAUGGCGUCCGGUGGCAGUGGGCUACUGAACCACAGCAAUCACCAACCCAACAAUCUGAACUCGUCCACUUCGGCGGCGAACCUGAGCGGAGGCAGCAAUAGCAGCCAACUGCUCAGCGGGGAUGGUCCUCCCACGCCCACCCAGGAAAUGGACCUGGUAUUACCGGACCAUCGGAAGAUGGAAAGUACGAGCACGACCACGACAAGUGCCGUGAGCAGUCUGCAGGGAGUGAUGACCUCGUCCCAAAGUGGCCGAUCUCAAGGACCGAAUCUAACGCCCAGCCUAGCGAAGUACUUCCGGGCCGAUUUGAUAUCCCAUGUGACGGGAUGGCCGUCGGAAAUACUGGAAAAGACGCUGGCGGCAUGUGCCGUGGUGUUCUUUCCCUUGCAGGUGCAGAAAAUGUCGGAGGAGGCCCACAUUCUCGGUGAUCUACAAUGCAGCAAAGUAUCGGCAGAUUUAAAAUGUGCUAGGAGUGUAGUUAGAAUAACGGAAAUCACGGCGACGCUGCAAGAACAGAAAAUUAUGUAUCUACGACAACAAAUUCGUAGACUAGAAGAGCUAAAAUCGGAAAACUCUUUUAUGUCUGAUGAUCUAUAGCGCUAUUAAAUACAAAGUUAAAUUUAUAUAAAAAAUACAGAAAGCCCUACAAAAAAAAAACUAGAAAUCAUCCUUUCUUUUUAAAGGAGGAAACAUUACACUACCUAACUGGGGAUGCAUGUUAUACACUGCAAUAUUGAACCGAUCGAUACAAAGUUUAAAACAUCAACAAGUACAGAAACAAAAGUAAACAAAAAGUCAAAGCUGAAUCCCACAUCAUUGUAUAAAGCUAGAGGAAAAUUUUUAGAAACAAUCCUGCUCUGAAAUCCACGGAGUCGGCCGAAUGCGACGAGAAGAAGAAAGCUGAAUCAUGCAAAACACAUUCACACACUCAUAAUACGUCAUAGCCGUUCCGCAUACUCUAACUCACACACUCACAUUAAAUUGCGCAGAGAUUCACUCGUACACACUUACAGCAUAACCAACCGUUGGUAAUUUCUAGGGAUGACUGAAAAUAGGAAGCAAAUCGUACGAAUCAUCAAAGGAUAUGAUUUUAAACUGUUAUUAUUAUUAUAUUUAUAUGAAAGAUAAUGAAGAAUAAAGUUUUUGUUCUUUAUCCGUUUCAAAAAUGCAACUAAUCAGAUGAUAAAAACGCAUCAGAACUUGUUUAAUGUUUUCUAUAAUGUUGUAAUGGGAAAUAUUGUACAUCAAAUAAAAAACAAAUCAUUCAUUCACUGGCACAGAGUGAUGGAAAGGCAAACAUAGUAAUAAUCAGCCCCUGCAUCUCCCUGUCUCCACAAAAAAAAUGUGAAACAAACAAAAAGAACUGCAUUCAUGCCGGGAAGAGGACGUCGGCAAUAUCUCUACUACACUCUACUAGGGCCUCAUGAAUGAAAGAAGUUAAUGAAGAUGGAUGUUGUCGCUCUUCCGCGAACUGUUUAGGUAAACACAAACAAUGGAAUAAACGAUGAAGGAUACAUUCAACAAAAUGGAAAACUGAUUCACAUUAGAAGCACUUUCUAGAGAAGAAAAAAAAGUAAAAAUACAAAAAUGCUAAAAAGUAGUCUAAAUAUUCAUGUAUAUUUCAUUACACUAAGUUAUGAUAAGAACAAAAAAGUAAAAGCGUAAAAUCAAUUAAUAAAAAAAAACAACUUGACGAAUGAAACAAACUAAAAACAACAGCAGAGCAAAACGUGUAUGAAAGCAGAUGAACCCAUCAGUUUUUAAGCAGCGCUUGACGUGCGUUCAAUCCGUCGUCGUUGGAGCAGAUGCAAUUUUCUUUCUACGAAUAACCUUAUUGAGGAAACUCUUGCAUGCAUAUAACACACACACAGAACUAAACCAACCAAACUAUCGGGAAAUCAAAGUAAUCUAACUUAACGAAAUGUACUAAAAAAUAGUAAAUCACAACUCGAAACUAAACAACAGUGGACUGAUAAAAUAACCCGACUGACGAAACGACGACGAAAACAUGCCAGACACGGACCGAACGGACAGGAAGCAGCAAAAUUUUACACAUCUGGAUCCAUCUCUUUGAUAUAAACAAAAGAAAACAUGGAACAUAAGUCAUAGGGAAAAAAUAGUAAAGUUUAGUAAUAUGAAAUAAUACAACAAAGUAUAUUUAAAUCAA
Messenger RNA from Aedes albopictus (Asian tiger mosquito), 4703 nucleotides. RefSeq names its product WW domain-containing adapter protein with coiled-coil homolog. The transcript is spliced from 11 exons. The record is from RefSeq and is a predicted model, not a curated record. NCBI's taxonomy places the organism in Eukaryota, Metazoa, Arthropoda, Insecta, Diptera, Culicidae. Gene Ontology annotation, molecular function: chromatin binding; RNA polymerase II complex binding. The coding region runs from base 722 to 3133 and encodes 803 amino acids. Gene Ontology annotation, biological process: regulation of autophagy; positive regulation of TORC1 signaling. Gene Ontology annotation, cellular component: nucleus.